This is a messenger RNA of Elaeis guineensis (African oil palm), 1803 nucleotides long. Its product is annotated as transcription termination factor MTERF8, chloroplastic. Gene Ontology annotation, molecular function: double-stranded DNA binding. Lineage: Eukaryota; Viridiplantae; Streptophyta; Magnoliopsida; Arecales; Arecaceae. The record is from RefSeq and is a predicted model, not a curated record. Gene Ontology annotation, biological process: regulation of DNA-templated transcription.
UAAUUUAAUCCUGAUAUGAGCCAGACCAUGGAUGAACCAGCCCGAUCCGGGGAGUCUCGAAGCCCUCGCAUUGGUCGGAGCGACACUUUGCGGGUAGCCCCUCCCAGUCGGCCUCAGCGCUGGUGGCGGUUCCCGUCCUUCGGCAGGCGAGCAGUCAGACCGUGUGCGAUGUCACCGGCCUCACUGCGCGCUCCCUUUCCCCCCAACCCAACCCUAAUCUCACCACCCCCCUCGUCUCCUCUCCAUUCUACUGUAAACAACCCCUUCUUAAUCCCUUCCGCCUCUCUCUUCCUCCGCGGCUACUUCACAAGGCCGGAACCCGCGCACCUCCUCCCACUCCGGCGCAAUCCCCGCAUCACUCGCCGCUGCACCCCAAGUACCUCUCCGUUGAUCUCCAACGCCACCUCCGUACUUUUCUUGCAAGAACUGGGUCUUGACGAAAUGGAGGCCGCAUCUCUCCUUCAGAAGCAUCCAGAGCUGGAAUGGGCCUCUCCAGAAUCCCUCCGCCGUCGCCUAUUUUCCCUCCAAUCCGUUGGAAUCACCGGCCUCUCCCUCCACCGGACCGUGACGCGGCGCCCGGAUACCCUGACCUCACCGGAGAUUGGACAUUUCCUCGAUUUCGUCCGUGAGGAGCUCAAAGGACUCGAAGCGUCGAAGCUUGAGCGCCUGCUGAUCUCCUUCCAUUCCCAAUUCUUUCCGGACUUCAGCGCAAAGGUCAGGCUGCUCGUUGAUCAUGGAAUGCCCGGCAACAAGCUGGUGCAUGUCCUCAACAAUGUGAACAUCAUGAAGGUCUUCUGCGAGAGACCCAUCGAAGGGCUGGAGGAGAUGAUUGUUUUCCUCAAAGGCUACGGCUGGCCGGAGCUGAUCAUCCGGCGUCCGCUUCUUCUCAAUCUGAAUCUCAAGAGCCAGCUGAUUCCGAGGGUCGAAUAUCUUGCGGAGCUCGGAGGGGGUAACAGGGAGGCCACUGGGUUCUUGAUCAACAAAUGGCCUGUGAUCUUAUCCUACACUGUAGAUCACUUCAAAUCUCACUUGGAGUUUUGGAGAUCCAUCGGCCUCACCGACGAAGAGGUCUUCAGGAUUGCUCUCGUGCACCCCCAUAUCUUCAGUGUAAGCAAGGAGAGGAAGCUGAAGCCCAGAAUUCAAUUCCUGGAGCAAUGCAAGAUGAACGCCGAGGACAUCUUCAAGUUUCUGAUCAAGGCCCCUCUCUUCAUAAGCCUUUCCUUUCAAGACAACCUCUCAAAGAAGCUGGCAUUCCUUGUGAAGAUCGGCUACAGGCACCAAACUAGAGAGCUGGCUUUGGCGGUGGGUGCGGUGACAAGAACAAGCUGCGAGAACUUGCAGAUGGUGAUCGACCUCUUCUUCAACUAUGGCUUCUCAUGCGAGGAUGUUUUGACCAUGAGCAAGAAGCAUCCUCAGGUGCUGCAGUAUAACCAUGAGUCGCUGGAGAAGAAAAUAGAGUUUCUCGUCGAGGGAAUGGGAAGAGAGAUAGGAGAGCUAUUGAUGUUUCCUGCCUUUCUUGGGUACAAGCUGGAUGAUCGAAUCAAGCAUCGGUAUGAAGUGAAGAAGGAGAUUAGGGGCAAAGGGAUGUCGAUCAACAAACUCCUUAGUGUCUCUGCAACAAGAUUUUACUCGAACAAGGACUCUACCGUAAUGGACGCUGGUUGUGAUCUUGACUCACCUGGACAAUAGUCUGAUUAACAUCUUUUUCUUAUUGUUGGAUUGUUAGACAAAUCGUAACAUGAGGAGCUGGAAACAGAUCUUUUGCAUCAAUUAAAUAGAUUGAAAGAACAUUCUGAGUUCCUG